UCUCUAAAUAUAUAGGUAUCCAGGGUGAGGGUGAGGCUACGAACUUUCACCCUCACCCUGGAUACCUAGAUAUUUAGAGAUUUAACUCUUGAAAGAUAUACUGAACAGUUACCGUUAUUUGUAACUGUUCAGCAGUUACCGUUACCGGGUAGCGGUGGUAAAGGUAACUGGUAACUGUCACAGCCCUAUUCUGACCAAUUGCACUGUUGAUUUAUUGUACGAUUUUAUCUGAUAAACGUUAUAUUGUAUCGCUACUAAAACGUCGUUCACUCAGAUUUUAACUUAAAACUGAUUCCGCUUAAAUCACAGAAUAUACGGAUUCUCAGUUUUAUUUUCAAUCAUAAUAUAUAUUUUCUGUGAUCCAAAAAAAGUCAGAUCAAACUAUUAUUUUCUUUCUGUCACGUUUUUUACUUGUCAAGUUCCUGAGAAAAUUAAAAAUAUUAAAAAUUUAAUUCAAACUUUAGUAAGACUAAAGUGAGCGAAGUUGUACAGUGUUACGUCCAGUACCCAAUAUUUUCUGAAGUUUUAGAUCUGUUUUUUACAAAUAUAUCUAAGCAAGUUUUAUAGUUUGUGAUAAACAUCCUACAAAUCAAAUUUACAAUAUAGAAAAUUUACAAUGAUCUGAUUCUAGUUGGAAUUUAUAGUCCAAAUACUAUUUAGAUGAGAUUGCUUUUAAAAGCUGAUUUAUACUUUUUUUCUGUUUAAAGCUCGAUAUGUGUACACAACAAAGGUUAUAUUAACUGUAUAGUAAUAAAACGUUUUCUAAACAGAAAAUGGCCUUUAAUUCAAGAUUCUGAGGAAAGAACAACCAGUUUUGAGUGCGUUAGUAUAAGGAAAGGUUCAAUCUCUAGGGUUGUACAUUUUCAUGUGAAUGUCUCUUUUUCUAGAUUAUAAAUUUAUGAUGAAUAAAAUGAGGCUAUCAUAACAAUGAUACGUCAUUUAUUUAACUUUUUAACGCAAAAAUCGCAUUAUCAUUUCUGUCAAACUUCAUAUACAGCGAUUAAAUUUGUUCGUUUUGUAUCUUCAACAAAUCUUUCAAAUAAAAGUAAUAGGCUUAGCAAAUAUGAACAUGUUCAGAAACCAUCAGAAAAUUCUCCGUUAGAAAAUGUAUCUUAUCUAUCAAAUGAAUUGGUAUUGGAAAAUGGUGCCAGUGUUUUACACGCAUUCGAUUAUCGCACAAUAUUAAUUGAACAAUUAAAAUUUCGCAAAGAUCGUUAUGUAACCGAAGAAGAAUGGAAACAAUUACACAAUGAUUGCAGUGAAAAAUCAAAACAAUUGUUUCCAUCAUUGACUAUGAUUGUAUGUGAAACAUUAAAACAUGUUGAACGUGGUCGUUCACUAUUUAAGUAUACUGAAAAAUAUCAUCAGCAAUCGAUAAAUAAUACAGCCAUUGCCACAUAUAUGAGUUUAUUAUCGUUAAAUUAUUUUUCAUCUUUAUCCAUAGUGGGAGAUAAAUCAUCAUCUGUAUGGUCUGAUGAAAUUUUACGAUUGUACAAUUUAAUUAAACAAUCUCAAAUAAAACAUUUUUCAUCUCAAACAGCCACAAAUAUCAUUAAAGGUUUAUCAGUUACAAAUCAAUGGGAACUAUGUUAUCAAUAUUUACCAUUUGUCGAUGAUGAAAAUCAUUGUCUAGCUAUUACAAAUGUGGUGCUUGCUGCACUUCAUGCAGACGAUAUUCUAUCGGCAAUAAAACUUAUUACAAAUUUAUCAUGUACUGCUGCUAAUAAUACAUAUCCAAUUACCGAUAUAAUACACGAUAUUUUUCGCAAUUUAAAUCCACAAAAUAAAGAAUCUCUUCAAUUUAUUGAACAUGUAUUCAAAUAUUUAUCUCGAAUUGAUUCAUUUAUUAACAAACCGGCUGUAGAUAAAAUGUUCUUUUAUUUUUCCAACUACAAAUAUGAAUCAUUUGACUUUGGCACCACCUAUGCUUAUUCAAAUGGUACUUGUGAAAAACUGCCAGGGUUGUGUUUGGAACCAGCUGAAAUUACGGAUGAAGAGUUUAAUAUACUACGUCAAUACUUGAUGGAGAGUGCAUAUGGUGAAAAAGAAGUUUAUAAUACUACAACACCAGCUGAAUUUAAGCGUUUUCAAUCGUUUUUAAAUGGAUCAAAUUUUACAACAGUCGUUGACGGUUUAAAUGUGUUAUAUGGAGUGGGCAGAUUUGGAACUGAUUCAUCAAACGUUAUGGAUAAAACGACCAAAAUUUUGAAAAAAAUGAAUAUAAAUCCUAAAAAUAUGCUGUUUAUUGCACGAAAACAUGUUAUGAAGCGAUUAACACCCGAUGUCCAAUUAGCGUUAAAAUCUAUGUGUCAGCUAUUUUUAGUAGAUGAUACAUCUCGUGAUGAUUGGUUUAUAUUAUACGCCGCAUUUUAUUCUAAAGCUCAAAUUGUCACUUCAGACAUAUUACGCAAAGAACGUGGAUUUUUUAAUGGUGCAGCCGGGAAAACAAGUAAAAUUAAUUUAUUAUUUCAAAAAUGGCUUUAUCGAUAUCAAUACUUGUGGGUAAAAGUCGGAUAUAAAGCACCAAUGGCUCAUAAAUUACGUGCUCAAUAUCGAGACGAUGUUUGGCUAAUACCAUAUUUUGAUCAACCACCAGUUUCGGUUGGUGAACGACCAGAACAGUGGUUUUACGUUUAUAAAAAAGAUGAGCAAAAGACAAAGUUAUUAAAACAAACAUCAUCAAACUUUAGAUCUUCUGCUCCAGUUGCACAAAAGACAAGACGAAACAUAUUAAUCGUAGACGAAUAAAUUGAUUAGGCUUGUUUUCUGUAUGUUUCUGUAUAGGAAAAUAAAACUCAGAUAUGUCAUAAAAAUACGAAAGUUGAGUGAAUGGUUGUUUGUUGAUCUAGUAGUUUCUGUCUUUAUAUCUACGCGAACAUAAUCGUAGAAAACAAUCCAAAGCUUCAUUCAGCUAUUUUUAGUUUUUUUAAGAUGACCGCAAUUUAUUACGCACUGAGCCCCGAGGUGAACGACUGAUAGAAAUGUUUCUGUUUUUCAUCCUUUUCUAAUUUGGUCUUAGUCCAGCUGCUCUAUUAUUGUUGACGAGAAAUCCUUGCGUAAUAUGUCUGAAGUGACAAUUUGAGCUUUAGAAUAAAAUGCGGCG
Didymodactylos carnosus is the source of this 3103-nucleotide messenger RNA. The record is from the annotation of a GenBank genome assembly. NCBI's taxonomy places the organism in Eukaryota, Metazoa, Rotifera, Eurotatoria, Philodinida, Philodinidae.